Messenger RNA from Neodiprion fabricii, 1824 nucleotides. RefSeq lists its product as uncharacterized. The transcript is spliced from 10 exons. Gene Ontology annotation, molecular function: protein binding. Bases 6 to 1649 code for a protein of 547 amino acids. The record is from RefSeq and is a predicted model, not a curated record. Lineage: Eukaryota; Metazoa; Arthropoda; Insecta; Hymenoptera; Diprionidae.
AAUAAAUGAUGUCACAAGCGUAUCGACCGUAUUGGGAUUUCUGCAAAGCCUUCAAAAAUCAAGUUCCACCAGCAGCAGAAAAUUAUGGCGAAACUUCCGAAACCCCCGAAAACCAAGUGGAUACUCCUCCACCUCCUCCCCCUCCUCCUCCAAGAGUGAAGACUAUAGCUAAGGCCCUCAGGAAAGAACUUCCAAAAGUCAAAGCGACCUGGAAAUCUUUUCUACCUGAUCUGUCGACCGAAGACGUCAGGAGGUACCACUUUGCGCAUCACGAGAUAGUUUGUCUGGAACUCGAAGAGGCUGGCUACGAGAACGCUGCUCAAUAUCUGAGGAUGCUAUUUGACCUGGACGAGGAGAUGAGAGUCAAAGCUGGACCCGGGACGAUAAUUUGGACUAAUCCACGGGUCAAAGAUGACGGUGCUUCAAUUGAUCGUCUGAAGAUCGGCUUGGCUGAAGCGAACAAAGCGAUGCUGAAUGAGCAGCCGAUCGCGCAAGCAGCUGCUCUUCUAGACACAGCGUUACACUUUCAAGGAACCAGUUGGGAAUGGUGGUGGGUUGCAGAAAAACUCUUCAGAAGCGCCAUGGCCGCUAGUGAAGCUGUUGAAAAUGAUGACCACCAAACCUUAACGACGAUAAAAUAUCUCUACGGACGUUUCCUCUUCAAAGAAAUGAAGGAGACUAAAGUGUCCUUAAAAUUUUUGGACGAAGCCAGGCAGGCGUCGGAGGAUAAAUCGUGGAACGCAUCGAAGAUACUUGGUAUUAAGCAGGACAGCGUCUUCAGGGAGUGCUGCACCCUUCUCUAUCGCGCCAUGCUGGAAAUGGCUAUAAGGGCGCAAAGAAACCACGAGACCGAUAUCGCGAUUGCAGCUUGCCAGAAGGCCCUGAAGCAUGCUACAGACUCGGACCACGAGGAGUACAUAACCGAUGUGUUGUGCGUACUGGGAAGAAGCUACCUGGCUUCAGAUCAGCCGCAACUGGCCCUGCAGAAUUUCAUCAAGUACCUGAACCUCUCCAGGCAGAUAUUCGACCACAACGGAAUAUGCGACGCCCACAUGGAGCUGGCCUUCACCUACAAAGAACUGGGCGAUCCGACGAACACCAUGGAACACCUGGAACGUCUCCGAGAGACAGCCUCCAAGUUCGAACUGCCCUACAAACUCGCGCAAGCCCAUUACUACAUCGGAGAGCAUCUUCUGACUCACGGUGUACUUCCCGCGGCCACCUCGCAUCUGGAAUUUGCUUUCACCCUCUAUAACGGAUUGGGCCAGACGCUGGAAGCUAAUCAUGCUCGUUGUAUAGCGGCAGUAUCGAAAGGGCAAGAAUUCAUCGACCAAUAUAUAGAAUUGAUACUCCAGUCCGGAGAGUACGAUCAAGCGGCUACCGUAAGGCUAUGUGACUGGAAAAAUAAUAGAGUACCAUUUUGGAGGGGAAAAAAAUACACCUGCGAAACCUACGGUGAAAGCGAUGAUGGAGAAUAUCAGGAAUUUGACCAGCCUCUGCAAAGAUCCGAGAAUCAGAUUUACUGGUCUGCAUCCGAUUACGAGAAUUCAUCACACUCUGAAGUUGUAAAAGUUGAAAGCCUACAAUCGGCGGUUAGUGUCCUCUCCGUAGAUUCCGUACCACAUGAAGCCUCUGAUGAGAACGAUUAGCACAACACAAGGAUGCAUAACUAAGCAUUUGUUUGAUGUCGAAGUGUCGCAGGAAGAAAGAUAACGAUGUUGAAAAUAUAAAUAUAUUAUACCUUGUUUUUACGAAACACGCGAUAGCGUAACAAUUAUGCCAUGAGGAUAUCUGCGGCACGUAUCGUCGCACAUAACACGCAUG